AUGGGCGAAAGAUUCAGACGCCACUUAGCCACCAUCGUCGCCGUCUCCACCGCCGUCGUGGCCACCUGCGAGUUCUACAACAAGACCGUCCCACAAGAAAUCCGCAGCUCCAUCGCCGACAGAGUCCACCGGUACAUAUCCCCCUCCGACGAGUUCACGUUCAUCGUGGAGGACAGGUGGCAGCGCUUCAAGAACUCGACCUUCCACGCCGUCGGCGUCUACCUCCCCACCAAAAUCGGCCCGUCGACGAGCAGCCUCAUGGUCGGCCACAACGACAGCAACAACAUCCUGGCGCCAGUCGAGCCCGCCAUCGCCGUGGGGUCGACGAUCGUGGACGAGUUCCAAGGGCGGCGCUUCGAGUGGACCCUCCACGAGGCGGCGGCCGAGAACUCCGGCGGCGGCGGGUACUUCAACAGCCGCAAGAACCGGUGGUACCAGCUUAAAUGCAAGAAGGAGGACGUCGAGUUCGUGACGGAGACGUACCUCCCACACGUCUCCCGCGUCGCCGACGAGAUCGUGAAGGAGCGCGACGGCCUCAGCAUCUUCACCUACAGCAAGGGCGACGGCGGGUGGGACGCCACCGUUUUCAAGCACCCGUCGACCUUCGAUACUCUGGCUAUGGACCCUGCCCUGAAGCAGGAUCUCAUCGAUGACCUGAAUCUCUUCGUACAGAGGAGGGACUACUUCAGGAGCGUCGGCCGGGCUUGGAAGCGCGGGUACCUUCUCUACGGCCCGCCGGGGACCGGGAAAUCGAGCCUGGUCGCCGCCAUUGCGAAUCACCUCAAGUACAAUGUGUACGAUCUUCAGCUGCAGAGCGUGAAAUCGGAUUCCGAUCUUCGAGACGUGCUGACCGCGACCACGAAUCGGUCGAUUCUGCUGCUCGAGGACGUGGAUUGCAGCAGCAAGAGCACCGAAAUUAGGCUUUCCAAGGAGGAAAUUGAUGAUCAGAAGAUCAAGAUUAAACAUAAGAAGGACGAAAAGAGCUCCAUUGAUGGGGUGACGUUAUCGGGGCUGCUAAAUUUCAUUGACGGAUUGUGGUCGACCUGCGGGGACGAGAGGAUCAUAAUCUUGACGACGAACCACAAGGAGAAGCUGGAUCCGGCGCUGCUGCGGCCGGGGAGGAUGGAUGUUCACAUCCACAUGGGUUACUGCUCGUUUGAAGGGUUCAGAUUGCUGGCCGAUAACUAUCUUGGGGUUAAAGAGCAUCCCUCGUUCAAGUGCGUUGAGGAUUGGAUGCAGAGAGGGAUUCCCGUAACGCCGGCGGAAGUCGCUCAACAGCUAAUGAAAUCCGACGACCCUCAAGUUUCUAUCGACGGGCUCGUCGAGUUUUUCAAGAAUAAGAAGGAAGCCGAGCCGCCGCCGCCGACAAAAACAGAACAAGCGGAAGCAGGGGAGGUUGGCAAGAAAUGUGAGGCGGAGGCGGAGGCUGAGGAAGAAGAAGAAGAUGUUACUAGUAGUCGGUCUAAAUUACUGAAGAAUAUCCUCUUCUUCUUCUUCUUCUUCUUCCUCAUCCUCUUCUUCUUGUUCCUCUCUUUGUUCUUCUGGGGACACCCUUGGUUUUCUUCGAAAGUUUCAAACGCCGGGAAUGUCAUUAUCUCACUGUUGCAGAGAAUCACUACUACUACUGUAGAAGCACUCAAUACAGAGAAUCACUAUUGUUAA
Messenger RNA from Linum tenue, 1662 nucleotides. Lineage: Eukaryota; Viridiplantae; Streptophyta; Magnoliopsida; Malpighiales; Linaceae. The record is from the annotation of a GenBank genome assembly.